Messenger RNA from Ogataea haglerorum, 243 nucleotides. RefSeq lists its product as uncharacterized. NCBI's taxonomy places the organism in Eukaryota, Fungi, Ascomycota, Pichiomycetes, Pichiales, Pichiaceae. The record is from RefSeq and is a predicted model, not a curated record. The coding region runs from base 1 to 243 and encodes 80 amino acids. The transcript has a single exon.
AUGGAAGCCGUCGAGUUAAUGAAAAGUGUUAAUUCUUCUUUGAACGAAAGCCAAGACGUUAAGAUGGAGGACUUCUUGCCUCCUAGCACAGGACCGACACAGAAUAAGUAUUUGGACCUAUCAAACUCUGUGAGUGCACCAUUUGUCAUCGAGGGAGUUUCGCCUUGCUCUCCAGAAUUUGGAGGCGAGAAAAGAGGGCGCAGCGAUAGCGACGUGAGCGAAGUUAGCAUGAAGAUGUUGUAA